Messenger RNA from Anastrepha obliqua, 2437 nucleotides. RefSeq names its product protein hedgehog (gene hh). Gene Ontology annotation, molecular function: patched binding; calcium ion binding. The coding region runs from base 529 to 2124 and encodes 531 amino acids. NCBI's taxonomy places the organism in Eukaryota, Metazoa, Arthropoda, Insecta, Diptera, Tephritidae. The record is from RefSeq and is a predicted model, not a curated record. Gene Ontology annotation, biological process: multicellular organism development; protein autoprocessing; smoothened signaling pathway. The transcript has 3 exons.
UACAGCGCUAAAAUGUCAUUUGUCAAUCAGUGUGCGAGUACCGGCCACAGUUGAAGUUAAUAGCACAGAUGCGAUAGUUUGUUAGCCGCUUUCGUACACACCGAAUGCGAAUGCGUAUGCGAAAGUGUAAAAGUCACAAAUCGCAGCUAAUUAGUGUCCAAAAACCCAUACAAACGUAUGCACGUACGUUCAAGCAAAGUCAAUUUGCAAACAAAAAAUGUGAGAAGUGGGGGACGAAAAUAAAAGUGUAAAAAAUUUAAUUAAUUCACUAAAUUUGGCAAAUCAUUAUUAAAAUUGUUUUUGUCAAAAGCAAAUGUUAGUAAAUGUACUUGAAUGCAGUAUUUGGUGAAAUAAUGCAAAAAAAAAAAUGGUGAUAUGAAAAAAUGUGAGAAUUCUCAAAAUAUAUGAAAGCGCCAAAAAAAAUAAUUGAAGUAAAAAAAAAAGAAUUUGCCGAACAAGUACGCCUUGUAAAGGAGAGAAUAUAAACACACAAAACAAAAAAAAAAUUAAAAACAGAUUAAAUUUAAAAUGUAUCGUCCCGCUUUAAUACAGUUAAAUUUUAUGCCGGAGCAACGUAUACAAAUACCCAGCACCUCAAAUUGCUGUAAGAUUUGUAAAAAAGUGCCAGAAAGAAAGAAGCGCAGCCGGGAGGCUAACAAGGACGUCUCUGACACCAGCUUUGUUAACCCCACCACCCCCAACACAACCUUCACGAAUUCCCCUGCAUCUCUAGUUCCAUCUACCGAGUGCCACAUUAUGCUCGCCAAUACAACACCAGCGCUGCAAGAUCCCGCCGCUCAAAAUCCUAUUGCCAGCAACGGCACCCAACCACAGAUUGGUGGCGCUAUUGCGCAAAGCCGCCGACUUACAAUGCGUCGUCUGUGUACUUUGCUGCUGCUUUGUACUCUAUUUUCUGUUGCAGAGGGCUGCGGUCCGGGGCGGGGUAUUGGUGGGCCUCGAAAAGGUCGCAAACUUAUGCCACUAGUUUUCAAGCAACAUGUGCCGAAUAUGUCCGAGCGAACGUUGGGUGCCUCCGGUCUCAAUGAGGGCGCCAUCAAACGUGAUUCGCCUAAAUUUAAGAAUUUGGUACCAAAUUACGAUAAGGAUAUUAAAUUUAAGGAUGAUGAAGGUACCGGCGCGGAUCGUCUAAUGUCAAGGCGCUGCAAAGAGAAACUCAGUGAACUGGCUGUUUCUGUGAUGAAUCAAUGGCCCGGCGUAUUUUUACGAGUCACCGAAAGUUGGGAUGAGGAUAAUGUUCAUCAUACCGACUCCUUGCAUUACGAGGGACGUGCUGUGGAUAUUACCACUUCCGAUCGUGAUCGCACCAAAUAUGGUAUGCUGGCGCGUCUUGCGGUAGAAGCAGGAUUCGAUUGGGUUUACUAUGAGAGUCGAGCGCAUAUACAUUGUUCGGUAAAAUCAGACUCCCAAAACAUACCACACGUAAGCGGCUGUUUUGCUGCGGACAGCAGCGUACUGCUCGAAAACGGGCAACGGAAAUUAAUGCGCAAUUUGAAAAUCGGUGAUCGAGUACUCGCCAUGAGCGCUACGGGUCAACCCGUUUACAGCGAAGUUAUACUCUUCAUGGAUCGCAAUUUAGAGCAAGACGAAAAUUUCGUACAGAUUCACACAGACGGUGGUGCUACGCUAACCGUAACACCAGCUCAUUUGGUAUUAAUUUGGCAUCAAAUUGAAAAGCGGCUGGACUAUAUUUUCGCCGAUCGCGUACAAGAAGAUGACUAUGUUUUGGUAUACGAUCAGUAUGGCCGUUUAAGUCCACAACGCGUAACACGUCUGAAGGCUGUGCAUAAGCUGGGUGUGGUAGCGCCUCUAACCCGCGAGGGCACCAUUGUGGUAAACUCGGUGACGGCUUCCUGUUAUGCGGUGGUGAAUAGUCAAAAAUUGGCGCAUUGGGGUUUGGCGCCAAUGCGUUUUAUGGCAGCUAUCAGUUCGUGGUUACCUGGUGGCAGCAAUGAUGUUGUGCCAACAACAGUAGCGGAGCAGACGAAGAGUGCGUCCAAUGCGACGUUGUACACCGAAACUCAGUAUAAGGGGAUUCAUUGGUAUGCGAGAUUUUUAUAUGCAAUUAAAGAUUUCGUUUUGCCGCAAGAGUGGCGAUACCAGUGACCUGAUCGAGGGCAUAUCUUAAGUAGAGAAGUGAGAUGUGUGUGUUUUGAGGGUGACGAGCCUAAUGGCUACUUCGCUAGUUGGGCGAAGCGCUAUUUUAGGUAAAACGAGGCAUCACCAAUCGUUUUAAAUAGUUGGAUGUACUGCAUUGUAAGCGACUUAGAAUUAUAAUUUUUUGAAUAUUUUGUUGACGCUGAAUGCUUACUACUUAUAGUUUAUUGAUUUGUUAGUUUCUAAGUAGGAAAUCUUUUAAUUUUUUUAUUAAUUCUAACUAAUUUAUGCUUCAGAAGAAAUGUGUGAAUGGAGACCAGCG